This is a messenger RNA of Mytilus californianus (California mussel), 1610 nucleotides long. RefSeq lists its product as uncharacterized. The transcript has 3 exons. NCBI's taxonomy places the organism in Eukaryota, Metazoa, Mollusca, Bivalvia, Mytilida, Mytilidae. The coding region runs from base 614 to 1267 and encodes 217 amino acids. The record is from RefSeq and is a predicted model, not a curated record.
ACUUUCUCUUCAUAUUUAAUACCAUGUCGGGUCUUAGUGCUGGAUUAUCAACAUUCGCCAGCUGCAACAAAGGAGGUUCAAUUCCUCAUUUUACGCGGCACUUGCAAAGCCAUCCAAAUAAUUUUGAAGCUUUGACGUGGCGUGGAAGAGCAUAUAGUAUCAUUGGUCAAAAGGAUGAAGCAUUGGCCGACUUCCGACGAGCGGAAAUGCAUGGUGUUGGUCCACAAAGGUACCUAGCAGCGUCGCUGAGGUCCUCCGCGGAAGGAAAUGGACAAAAAUCAAUACAGGCAUUAUUAAAUGCAGUGAAAGCAUAUCCAAAAUGCGGUGAAGCUUGGAGUGAAAUUGGUUCCCUACAGUUUUCUGCCAAGGCACACGACGAGGCAUUACCAACGCUAAUAAAAGCUAUAUUUUGGGGAAUCAGAACAGUGAGACACAAAGGCCAUGGUAUUAUUGGUCAAACCAACAUGUCGGCGACAUUUAUUAUACAAAACAUCAAGUACCAAACGCAGAACCUUACUACAAUACGGCUGUUACUUCAUGCAACACAUUUACCAUUGCUCAUCUUGGAAUAAGCAGAUGCAAUAUUAUCAACAAGAAUAUACCCGAGGCAAAGAUGCGCUUUCAGACAGCAAAAGAGUUAAACCCAAUACUUGUUCAAUGGGGAAACUUUGCUGAAUUUGAAAAAUGUGUUGUUUCAGAUUUUUACAAAUCUGAUACAUCUACUGGUCAACGUAAUCAUGGUGAAGCGACUUCUUCCGUAGAAUCACAGUUUUCCAAAGUCACCAUUUCUGAAAAAAAUGCCGCUAGUGGAUACUCAUCAUCCAACAGGGUUGUCGGUGCUAGGCAAGGUAAAGUUGGUAGUAAUGGUGGUGGAAAUAGAGGCGGCGGAGGAGGAAAUGGAGGAGGCAAUGAUGGAGGUGAUGACGACGAUUACGUGUGGAAUAAAUUUAGAAAGACAUCAAAAAUGACCAAAAAGCAUGAUGAUGGAAGGCAAUUCAAGAGAAUAGGUGACUCUAAGUAUUGGCUGUCUAGAGACAAAGCUGGUCAUGGUGGGUCUUUUUUCAAGGUCUUUAUUGAAAAGGGAAACACAUUAGAUUUUAUAGGAUCAGUACCGAUAAGAAUUUUCCACGAAAAGGUCAUUACAGAUGAGUCGUAUCUAUUACGCAUUUUACACGAAGGUUCUAAGCUUGAGGAUUUCAAUCUACUUCCAAAACAAGAGUCCCACAAAGGCGAACAGAUAAAGAUGAAAGAUCUACAUGGAGUGUAAUGCAGUGAGAAGCGGAUUAAUAACUUACACAGACCACUUUUACUUAUACCAAUUGCACAUUUAACUAUGUUUUAUCUUAUCAGUGAUUCUGUUAUCAAUUUUAUUUGUUUACAUGAUUUAAUCUAAUUUGACAUACUGAUGUAUCUUAAUGAUGAUUAUAUAUUUCAAAUCAUAAUUUUCAGAUAUGUACUUGUAAUUAAUUGUAGUUUUUUAAUUAUUGUGUUGUAUGUAUUUUCAUGUUGAAUAUUGCAAUUUAACAGAUUAAGUCUGGGUAGGUUUGGCAACAUUUAGAAUCCUUCAAAAUGAGGUCAAAAUUGAAUAAAUUAAUUUGAUUAUUGAUAAA